This is a messenger RNA of Ostreococcus lucimarinus CCE9901, 558 nucleotides long. RefSeq lists its product with no specific name. Lineage: Eukaryota; Viridiplantae; Chlorophyta; Mamiellophyceae; Mamiellales; Bathycoccaceae. The record is from RefSeq and is a predicted model, not a curated record. Gene Ontology annotation, cellular component: cytoplasm. Bases 1 to 558 code for a protein of 185 amino acids. The transcript has a single exon. Gene Ontology annotation, biological process: protein folding.
AUGCCGAAUAAAGGGAACGGCGGCGAAGCGGAGAAGUACGUGUGGACGCAGACGUUGGAUGAUUUGGAGGUGCGCGUGGCGGUGCCGCCGGGGACCAAGUCGAAGGAGAUCGAGUGCGCCUUCGCGAAGAAUAGAUUCUCGUUCAAGCUUAAAACGGCGAGCGGGGAGCCGCGCAUCGAGGGCGAGUUCUACGCCGCCAUCACCCCGGACGAGUGCUACUGGACGCUGGAGGACAACGCCUACGUGUCGUGCUUUUUACAAAAAGCGAAAACCGGCGCCGAGUGGUGGCCGCACGUCCUCGUCGACGACCCGAAAAUCGACACCAAAAAGGUCGAACCCGAGAACAGCCGCCUGGACGAUCUCGACGGCGAAACGCGCUCGACGGUGGAAAAAAUGAUGUACGAUCAAAGGCAAAAGGCGAUGGGCUUGCCCACGGCGGACGAGCAGACGAAGCAAGACGCGCUCAAAAAAUUCAUGGCGGCGCACCCCGAGAUGGACUUUUCGAAUUGCAAAUUCGACGGCGUCUCGGGCGCGUCCCCGUUCGACGCCUCCGCGUAG